ACCGGAUGUAGCGCGGCUUAGCCUCUCUGACCUGACAGUGUUGGGGUUUUGCGGGUGCUGAACGCGGUGGACAGCAGCAGAGCGGAUAAAAAUCUGCAAAGAUGGCCUCAGCAACAGCGACCUAUGGACAGAAAGAGUCUUCAGACCAGAACUUUGAUUACAUGUUCAAGAUCCUCAUUAUUGGAAACAGCAGUGUAGGAAAAACCUCCUUCUUGUUCCGCUACGCCGACGACUCAUUUACACCGGCCUUCGUGAGCACAGUGGGGAUUGACUUCAAGGUGAAGACCAUCUACAGGAACGAUAAGAGGAUCAAACUACAGAUCUGGGACACAGCAGGUCAGGAGCGUUACCGCACCAUCACCACAGCUUACUACCGAGGAGCCAUGGGCUUCAUCCUCAUGUAUGACAUCACAAACGAGGACUCCUUCAACGCUGUCCAGGACUGGUCGACUCAGAUUAAGACAUAUUCGUGGGAUAACGCCCAGGUGCUGCUGGUAGGAAACAAAUGUGACAUGGAGGACGAGAGGGUGGUGAGUGCCGAUAGAGGCCGGCAGCUUUCAGAACAUCUUGGUUUUGAGUUCUUUGAGGCCAGUGCUAAGGACAACAUCAAUGUGAAGCAGACCUUUGAGCGCCUUGUCGAUAUCAUCUGUGAAAAGAUGUCAGAGAGUCUGGAUGCUGGAGAUCCUGCCGUUACAGGCGCCAAACAGGGGCCCCAGCUGGCAGAGCAGCCUGCCCCUCCCCAUCAGGACUGUGCAUGUUAAAGCUGACUCAUUCCCUAAUCCCUUUUUUUCCUGCUGUUUCUUUUUUUCCCCAGUACUUCUUUAGUUGGACCCCAGGUCCUUGGAUCCUUCCUCCAGCAUCCUGUUCACCCCUCUUCCUGCUUUUUUUCUUUUUUGGGGGGCUGAUGACCACAAGACAAGGGCUGGGAAGAGUCUGAAAUGCUGCAAGCAGGUGGUGUUCCCACAUUUUGAAUGUGUUUCUGUAAAGUAUCUCCAGAAACAGGAGAUUUAUAGGUGUUUUUAUCAGUCCAGGUGUUAAUUUGAUGCCAAAGCAAGCCCAUUAUAACCAGUGCAUUUAUGACUUUUUGCAGCCCAGGCUCUUGUUGGUUCUCUUGAUCCUCAGUAUGGUUUCACCAGAAGGAUUUGACGGCGAGCAUCCUCAGAGUGCCAUUUAAAUCCUUCUAAAGUUUACAGUCGUUUGUUAUGAAGAGUUGAAAGCCUUGGAUUUGGUGAGCAAGAGGUCAACGGUGGAUUAACACAUGCUAUGAUCCAUCAGAGAAAUAUUCAAAACCGGUAUAUUACAUUUUGAGAUCCAUAUCAGUUUUGUUUUGUAUUCCCAUCUAUUUACACAUGAAAACACGACCUUUUCCAAAGCUCCUCCAAGCAUCUUUUAUCCUUUAUCCUUUUAUUCUAUAUCUUUUAUUCCUUUAGAAAUGUUUUAUUUUGUAUUUUUUUGGCCUUGUUUUCAUAACCUAAACCACAGAAAGGGUAAAAAAUGAAGAAGCUUUGGUGAGCAGAUAAAGAGAGAAGAACCGUAUAUAAAAGAAGAUAAUUUUUUAUUUCAGUAUAUUUAUUUUAGAUGUACAUAUAAAUGUUGUGCAAUAUAGACAUAUAAUAUCUACAGGUAUGCACUUCUGAGGAAACAUUCUAAAAAGUAUGAUGUACUGCAAGGUUAGUGUUAGAUAAAAAAAAAAGGUGUUUUGUUGUAGGAUUGGUUUCUUUGCUCCUCAGGGAGCUACUUUCCCCCCGCUUGUGGCAUCUUUCAGGAAUUAUGCAAAUUUCUAAGUUUUCACUUCAGACUGAAAAAGAUCAGAUCAGAGAGGUAGGCUGAAGAACUGUAUGUAGUUUCAUUUCUCACUUUUUUAUUUUACUGAUUGAAAUUAAAGGUAACACUACAAGCUCUGUAUGGGCUGCAUAUAACUUGAGUUUAAUGGUGGAUUUUUAGGAUAAUUGAUGUGAAAUAUAUAGAUCUGAUCCUAGAGGAAGACAUUUGUGCUGUUUAUCAGUUGGAAAUAAACUCUAUACAGGUAGUAAAUAGAAAAGUUAUUUCCAAGGCACAAACUCAUCCAAAUUUUCAGUAAGAUUGUAAGAUCAAUGAAAGAUUUACUUUGUUCUACAAAGUAUAUAUAUAAAAAUUUUCUAAAACAUUUAGAGAUGGAUUUUAAUAAUGAAAAAAUUCUCAGUUUUUUCUCAUUCUGACUUUAUCUUGAUCAUCUCUGUUGUGACAAAAUAGAAGGAGAAUAGUGCCGUCUGAGUUUGUUGUGGUUUCACUGUAUUUAUAUGUGAGGUUUUAGGUAAUUUUUUGGUUUAAGUCCCACACAGGUUGGACACUACAGCCUGCUGCUUCUGCUCUGGCAAUGCUGAACUUACCAGCUUUGCAUUUUCGCUUCAAAAAGAUUGAACCUAGAUAAGUUUAAUCAGAAAUGUAUUUUGUAUUCCACACCAACAAGCAGAAGAGUUUAGGAAUAAAUUAUGCGAUGCCCUUCACAUUUAUUGGCACCCCUGGUAAAGACUGAUCAGAAGGCAUUACUAUAAAAUACGUUUGAGAUUGUUUUAGGGGAGCUUCUUAUUAUGGUUUAAGAUAGAAUAUGAAGAUGAAUACAUCUACAUUUUCUUUUUUUUUCUUGUCUUUAUCAUAUUGAAUGUUGGUUGAGUAAAAAACAGUCUUGAGAUUUUAAUUAUGGCUCUUGUAAAUCUCAGACCUGCAGCUAUUGAUUUGGUCAAUUUAGGUGAUUCUCUAAGUGCUCAAUUAAAAUUACAUAUUGCACAAUUUAAAUAGUCUAUUAUAAUUUCUAAUGAUUCAAAUAGUGCCCAACUUACCGUAGUACUAGCGAAUGGAAAAACAAAUCAUUUUAUGAGUCAGUCAGUCAUAUUUAAAGAGUUAUUAGUGCACAUUUAGAAAAGGGCUGAAACAGUUAGUCGGAUUAUUUGUGAUUAAUCGAUUAUUGAAAUAAUCAUCAUCUAAUUUAUUAAUCAAUUAAUUGUUAUCUGUGAGAAUAGAGACUUUAAAAUAAUCCUUUAGCUGACUUAGAGCACCCACUUAGAGCAGCAUUUAAGUUUAAAAAAAAGUUUUCAUCUGUCAAUAUCCUCUAUCCAGAACUCCUCAAGUGGAAAAGUUUUAGUUUCACCUGGUUUACUUUUGUAAAAAAUCUUCAGUUCAUUGUUUUUUUUAAAGUAACUGGUAGUAGAGUUAUUAACUGGUAAAAAUCAGCUAUUUCAGAAUUCAUUAUUUUCCUGGAAUAUGGAGUGAAGUUAAAGGUUGUUCUUUCUUUAAAGUUUGUAAUGUAGGAUUAUGCUGCUUCUUACAAGUCUGCACCAGGGGUACCAAAAAUGGUGAAGCAGUCUGGACAGGUAUCAAACACUUGGGAUGAGGGUUCAGUUAAAACCUCCAUCGGCUUUCUGUCUACAUUUGAAUUCUUAAGCCUGAACUAAAGUCAGUUCAGCAUUUAUUGACUGAUUUUUGCUUUUACUCACAUCUGCAGCGAGGCUUCAUCAGCUGCAGUGACUCAAGUGGCUAAAAGCACUUUAAGCGCUUUUUUUUCCUGUGCUUAUUAACAAAAUGCAUCCUGUAAUGCAGAGCAGCUCUACUGGACUGUUGGAGGCUAAUGUUUAAAUGUUGGUGUUUGUCUGUUUUGGAGAAGGUUGAAACUGCUGGAGUCAAUACUUUAAUGGGCAAACAAAUCCUCAAAGUAUUUACUCAUUUGUUUUGCUUCACUUUUCAAAGCCAAAAAUGGUUUUCUAGGAUUUUAAUUCAUCUGAUGCUGGAUUACUGUAGAACUGGCUGAUAGGGGCAUUUCAUUAGCUCCAAGUUGCAAUGAAACAGGUUUUGGCAGAAAAAGAAAAACAAAAAUGGGGUUCUCUUAGGAAUUUAUGGAAGAAAAUUACAAAAAUUGGGGGGGAAAAAAUCAUUAAAAAAAGACUUGAUGAAGUCAAUAUUUCUGUUUUAUUUUAAGAGCCUCUGAAAUGACAGCUGAAGUAACAGAAAAUGAAUCCCCAGCCAGCGUUUAGUGAUUUUUCUCCCUGUGAAUAUUUUACUUCUUAUUGGUUGUGACUGUUCUAAAUAAAACCCAAACUGAUAAAAAUGCUCUCCUUUCUAAUACGUCUUCCUCUCCAUAUAAACCAUUACCUGUAAAUACUGUACCUCCCAGUCAUACACGUAAAUUGUGUUGUGCCGACUCAGGCUUGCAUCCAAAAAAAAAAACAAACCUAAAAAGAGCCAUGUUGUACUGUAUCUGCAAUCAUUUCUUGGCCUACUUGUGAAUGAAUGUGUCUCUCAGUUAUGAAGCAAUACACACUCUGCAGCAUAAAAUACAAGAAAAUAAAACCCUUCAAGCUUGGUAGAGGUUGCUGACUAUAGAUCUUCUACUAGCACGCAGGAACGUGUAUGUUUAUUUCUUUUUGGUCUUGUAAUCACUGCCUCUUCAGAUACCUUCAGUUUGGGCCACUAAAAUGAGAGAACAUGCUGUGGAUGUUUUUAUCUGUACUUUGUGGUAAAACAAUAAAAAUAACUGAUUUAAAAG
Molecule: messenger RNA, 4519 nt
Organism: Cyprinodon tularosa
Lineage: Eukaryota; Metazoa; Chordata; Actinopteri; Cyprinodontiformes; Cyprinodontidae
Product: ras-related protein Rab-3A
Exons: 5
Coding region: 102-761 (219 amino acids)
Biological process (GO): regulation of synaptic vesicle fusion to presynaptic active zone membrane; protein secretion; protein localization to plasma membrane
Cellular component (GO): synaptic vesicle; axon; plasma membrane
Molecular function (GO): GTPase activity; GTP binding
Source: RefSeq, a predicted model, not a curated record